Brassica napus (rape) is the source of this 2710-nucleotide messenger RNA. Its product is annotated as golgin subfamily A member 6-like protein 22. The record is from RefSeq and is a predicted model, not a curated record. NCBI's taxonomy places the organism in Eukaryota, Viridiplantae, Streptophyta, Magnoliopsida, Brassicales, Brassicaceae. The coding region runs from base 895 to 2541 and encodes 548 amino acids. The transcript has 12 exons.
UACAUGAUGUGCAAAAUCAUAGAGGUUGAGAUAGAGUAGAAAGCGUCUGAACGAACACACGAAAUGAGAUGAGAGACAGAGAAUGGAAAAAUAGAUUGAGAGGUGGAUCUGUGGAUGGAAAUUAGGGUCUUCUUGAUCGUUGGCGGAUCUAUGAAACUGAUGAAGGAAUCGUCAUCUCCCUCUUCGUCGAGCCAAAAGGCGUUUGAUGUCUUUUGUCUGGUUGCAAAGUUUGAAACUUUGGGAUCUCGUGGAGUUUUGGGAUCAAGAGGCGGGUCUCUGGAUGGAGAUUGGAACCUUCUCGUGGGCGGGCGGAUCUCUGAAUUUGGUGACGGGAUCGCAAUAUCUCCAAAUGGCGUUUAAUGUAUUUUCUCUGGCUGCAAAGUAUGGAACUUUGGGAUUUCGUGGAGAUGAGAGAUCGAGAUACGGGUCUCUGGAUCGUGGGUGGAUCUAUGAAUCUGAUGACGGGAUGGUCACAUCUCUCUUCGUCCAGCCAAAAAAUGAUCGAGAGGUGGACGCUGAUUGGGUUUUGCAAGAAUUGUGCAUCAUGGAGAUGAGCUGUGGAUUGGGAUAUUAGGAUCUUAUUGUUUUGUGGGCAGAUGGAGAUUAUGAUUUUUUUUUGGAGGAGGCGAGUACAACGGUGGUGGAUUCGAUGAUGCGCUUUUGGAAGUUAUUUGUCGAGAAAAAGUCGAAGGUGAAGCAAGAUAGUUUUUCAAAAUGUAUGGAGGUUUUUCUAUAGUUCACAUUUAUGAGGGCUAGUAGACUCAGCUAUCUACUCUACGUUGAUUAGUAAGCGGGAAGUUCAGACGAGGUGCUGGGUUUCUUGGAAGGAACGAGAGAAAAAGAAGAGUGUGACUUGCAUGCAAUGUACUGAUUGAUAGAUUUUGUGUGUUGAGAAUGAUUUCGAAUCAGUUCAGUUUCUGUUUGGAAGAGAGCCGUGUUUCUCCACCUAUUGAUGUUUACCUUGUGAAAACUACCAUGUCCUACUAUAAUUCUCUCUCCACGAGUGGUGCAAGUCCGUUGUGUGAAUGGACUUUAUGCAAGGAGCAUAAAGUCGAUUUGACUCGACUUUAUUCUCCUUGCAUUAGAUAUCAAGGAGAUAGAAAAUUCUUGUCUGAAAUUCGGCCUCAGAGGGAAAUUGUGAAAGAAGACACUGAAUUUGAGAGGACUGCGUUAAGCUUCUAUCUGCACGAGUGCAGUAUGCUUGAACAUAUUACUAAGUUCGCUGUCAAAACCACACUGGACUUCUAUAGUUCUUUCUCCAAGAACAAUGCUAGUCCAUUAUGUGAAUGGGUUGAUGAUCCUCACGGCUUGGUCAACUGCUGGAUAGAGCUUCGUGUACCUAAUAGUGACUCGUUCCUGCUGUUCACUGUCAACGGCUAUGAUGAUGGCUUUCACUUAAUUGAGUCAUUUGCGUUUACGUCUCUGAGGUCUGUAGUCAAUUUGACUCUACUUCCUUCUGGCAGCAUUAGACAGACUGGCGAUAGAGUAUUCUUGUCUGAAAUUCUGCCUCAGAGUGAUAAAGAAGUCUCUGAUGAGAACAUGCGCUGUGAGACUGUGAAAGAAGGUGUGGUCAGCGAGAUUGUGAAAGAGGAUUUGGGGAACGUUGAUGAGAUUGUGAGUGAUAAAGAAGUCUCUGAUGAGAACAUGCGCAGUGAGAUGGAUGAGAAGAUGGUGAGUGAGACUGUGAAAGAAGAUGUGGUCAGCGAGAUUGUGAAAGAGGAUUUGGGGAACGUUGAUGAGAUUGUGAGUGAUAAAGAAGUCUCUGAUGAGAACAUGCGCAGUGAGAUGGAUGAGAAGAUGGUGAGUGAGACUGUGAAAGAAGAUGUGGUCAGCGAGAUUGUGAAAGAGGAUUUGGGGAACGUUGAUGAGAUUGUGAGUGAUAAAGAAGUCUCUGAUGAGAACAUGCGCAGUGAGAUGGAUGAGAAGAUGGUGAGUGAGACUGUGAAAGAAGGUGUGGUCAGCGAGAUUGUGAAAGAGGAUUUGGGGAACGCUGAUGAGAUUGUGAGUGAUAGAGAAGUCUCUGAUGAGAACAUGCGAAGUGAGAUUGUUAAAAAAGAUUUGGUGAAACACGCUAAUGAGAUUGAUGAGAAGAUGGUGAGUGAGACUGUGAAAGAAGAGUUGGUGAGUGAGAUUGUGAAAGAGGAUUUGGUGAAAGACUCUGAUGAGAUUGAUGAGAACAGGCGCAGUGAGAAUGUGAGAGAAGAUGUGAAACACGCUGAUGAGAUCACGCAGGCACAACAUCUUGACAAUGUGACAAAAGACUUGGUAAAAGAAACUGCUGAUGCACAGACUGACAUAGAAGAGUCGGUUAAAGAAUGCGCUGAGAAGGCCACGGAGGCAUAUCUUGACAGGAUUAGAAGACAGUAUAUUGCUGACCAGCACAAAAAGAGGGAUGAAUUGGCGGAAGCUGUGAGAAAACUCACCUUGGAAACGCAGCAGCGUGAUUGGGAAAAGCAGCAGAAAGAGAAAAAAGAACAGAGGAAGUUGAAGACAGCGCAGGAGAAGUCCAAGAAAGACGAGCAGAAGAAAAAGAAGAAAUGAGAUUCUUGCCGAGAGUCAUUAUCCCGUCUUAACUCUUUUUGCCAAGUACAAUCGUUACGAACUACCUCCCUUUUAUCUCUCUUGAACUUUCUGUUGCGCUAUUGAGUACUGAGCUCUUAUGUGAACAAAGUCGAGAAACCUAUUCGAAAAGACUACGUUGGCUUUGUUA